Molecule: messenger RNA, 966 nt
Organism: Purpureocillium lilacinum
Lineage: Eukaryota; Fungi; Ascomycota; Sordariomycetes; Hypocreales; Ophiocordycipitaceae
Source: RefSeq, a predicted model, not a curated record
AUGGCAGACACGUACUCCACCAAGGGCCUCCCGCCCGCGCCCGCCGUCUCCAUGAAGACGAUCCCCAUGGCCGGCCUGCUCGUCGACGUGUACGGGCUCGACGAGUUACCUGCGGACAUGUCCGCGCCGGUGACGUGCCUGUGGCUGCUGCACCCGCGGACGCGCACGAGGGCGCGCAUGGCGGAUAUUGCCAAGCGAGCGGUUCACGCAUGGAACUCGGCGCAGCAGCAGUCGCGGCAAGAUGCCUCCUCCAGCCCCGGCAACAGCGCGAGCAACACCACCACACCGAGGCCCUCAUCCUCCGCCACCACCACCACCGCACGCGGGCUCAUCGCGCUGGCGUUCGACAUGCCCAACCACGGCAGCCGGCUGGUCAGCGAGGCGGCCAACGCGGCGUGGGCGGGGGGCAACGCGCAGCACGCGGUGGACAUGGCGGGCGUGGUGCGCGGGGGCGCGGCGGACGUGAGCGCGCUGAUGGACCUCGUGGGCCUCCUGACGGACCGCGCCACCAAAGCCAACCUCGACACGGGCAGCUCGCCCCUCCUCGGAAGCAAGUAUCUCCCACCCUCACUCAUCGAGUCCCUCUGGCGGCACGACCCCCGCGGCAUCCUCUUCGGCAACGCCACCUCCCUUACUCCCACGCCGGUUCCCUCGCCGCCCCUAUCGCAGGCCGAGCAGGAGCGUCUUCGCCCACUGCUGGACAGACACCUGCGCGGCAAGAAGCUGCUGCUGUGCUCCGGCGGCGCGGACGAGCUGGUGCCGCACCCGCGGACGGCGCCCCUGGCGGGCCUGCUGGCGGACGCGGCGCGCGGGUGGUACGCCGACGGGGGGCUCGAGAUCGCGGAUCGGGUGUACGAGGGCGUGGGGCAUCACUUUAGCGAGGGGAUGGUGAGGGAUGCGGUAGAGUUUUUGGUGAGGGUGGUGGGGGAGGGGCCGAGGGUGAGGGAGGCGAGGGCAAGGAUGUGA